UAUGUAAAUGAGCAGAGAACAGAUAAAAACACUCAUCAUGACGCACUGACGCCCCCUUUGUUAACGGUUGCCGGCAAGACUCGUUCUCAGCUGACAGCCUAUACUAUCCAGCAGAAUUCGCGCCAUCGGCAAGCGGUGAAAUGUCGGAAAAGCUACCCUUCAAAGUUGCUGACAUCGGCUUGGCGGACUGGGGGCGAAAGGCCAUUGAAAUAGCAGAAAAUGAGAUGCCGGGGCUGAUGAAGAUGAGGGAGAUGUAUGGGGAGUCCAAACCCCUGAAGGGUGCUCGCAUCGCCGGCUGCCUUCACAUGACUCUGCAAACCGCUGUGCUAAUCGAGACGCUGCAGGCGCUGGGCGCCGAGGUCCAAUGGUCAAGCUGCAAUAUUUUUUCCACUCAAGAUCAUGCUGCUGCUGCAAUUGCGAAAACUGGUAUUCCAGUUUAUGCUUGGAAAGGGGAGACCGAUGAGGAGUACCUCUGGUGCAUUGAACAGACCAUUAACUUCCAUGAUGGACAGCCACUGAACAUGAUCCUGGAUGAUGGCGGCGACCUAACCAGCCUUGUUCACAAGAAAUAUCCCAAGCUGCUUGCAGGCAUCAGAGGAAUCUCUGAAGAGACCACCACAGGAGUCCAUAAUCUGUACAAAAUGCUUAAAAGUGGAGAGCUGAAAAUUCCAGCCAUCAAUGUCAAUGAUUCAGUGACAAAGAGUAAAUUUGACAAUCUUUAUGGCUGCCGUGAAUCUCUGAUUGAUGGUAUCAAGCGAGCCACUGAUGUCAUGAUUGCCGGAAAAGUCGCUGUUGUCGCUGGUUAUGGGGAUGUUGGAAAAGGUUGUGUCCAGGCACUCCGUGCCUUUGGUGCCCGCGUCAUUGUCACAGAAAUUGAUCCAAUAAAUGCGCUGCAGGCUGCUAUGGAGGGUUAUGAAGUCACAACUAUGGAUGAAGCCUGCAAGGAAGGGAAUAUCUUUGUAACGACUACAGGCUGCAAGGACAUCAUUUGUGGAAGGCACUUUGAACAAAUGAAGGAUGACUCAAUUGUUUGCAACAUUGGCCACUUUGACGUUGAACUGGAUGUGAAGUGGUUGAAUCAAAAUGCCAUUGAGAAAGUGAAUGUCAAGCCUCAGGUGGAUCGAUAUAGGCUCAAGAAUGGCCACCACAUCAUCUUGCUAGCUGAAGGUCGUCUUGUGAACCUGGGAUGUGCUAUGGGUCACCCAAGCUUUGUGAUGAGCAACUCUUUUACCAAUCAGGUUCUGGCACAAAUUGAACUGUGGACCAAUCCAGACAAGUAUCCUCUGGGAGUCUAUUUCUUGCCAAAGAAGCUUGAUGAAGCUGUUGCUGCUGCCCACCUUGACAAACUGGGAGUCAAACUGACCAAACUUUCAAACAAGCAAGCAGAAUACCUGGGGCUGUCCAAAGAAGGCCCUUUCAAACCAGACCACUACAGAUACUAAUCUGGUUGAUGCAGACCUCAUUCAUGGCCCCAGCGAAGGGAUGAAACUCCAAAGAUUGUGCAAUUCAUUUCUGGAUUUUCAGACACCUGUGGAUGACAUCAUUCAGAUCACAGUGCCUGGAAACGCCUGUCUGCCUUCAAGGUCUUGUAACAUAUGGGCAGAAUGUUUUGGGCGGCCACAUACAAUCUUUUUCUGUCCUCGUCAUUCAUUAGCCAUUUGUUUUCUCUGCUGAUUUUACAGUUUGUCCAGUAGGUGACCAUGUCAAAGACCCCACAAUCCAGAAAUGAGUGUUCACUUUCUGUGUAUCCAUGCACUGUGUGCCCUCAGUCCAGCCCAGACCUCUUAGUUGAUCUAAGCUUUGCUGGAUGAAGAGAAACUGUUGCUAUAUGUGGUAACAUGAGCUCUAAAUAAACAACUGUUACAAAUGGA
Erpetoichthys calabaricus (reedfish) is the source of this 1871-nucleotide messenger RNA. RefSeq names its product adenosylhomocysteinase (gene ahcy). The record is from RefSeq and is a predicted model, not a curated record. Gene Ontology annotation, molecular function: adenosylhomocysteinase activity. Gene Ontology annotation, cellular component: cytosol. Gene Ontology annotation, biological process: L-methionine cycle. NCBI's taxonomy places the organism in Eukaryota, Metazoa, Chordata, Cladistia, Polypteriformes, Polypteridae. The transcript is spliced from 10 exons. Bases 141 to 1442 code for a protein of 433 amino acids.